AUGUCAUCGCAAUCUGUUUACGACAUUUAUCAUGAGAUUGAAGAUAUUGACCGUGGAAUUAGAGCGAUUAGAAAGAACCGAUAUCUAUCAGCUAUGGAAAAAAUAGCAAUUAUUGAUGAACAACUCGAUAUUAGAAAUUCUAAGAUAACAGAGUUACAGCAGCAGAGAGCUCGUGAAUUCAAAGAAUUUCUUGAUUCAUUAGAACUCGAUAAAACUGGUGUUGAUGCAGUAUUAUUCGAACCAACAAAAUGUAAUAUUAUUUUAAGGAACGAAGAAUCUCACAAACUAGCUACAUCUAAAAAAGUUGGACCGUGGGAUAGAAUGACUACUAAAUUAUUCCAUAAACAAAACGAUAAAUUCGAAGAAAUCAAAUUAAAGCAAAGUGAGCGCGAUUCACUAAGAAAAAAAAAUUUAAAGGCAAAGGUAGCCGAAUUAAAGAAGAAACCAAAGCUUUCUGACACAGAGCAAAUCAGUUUGUUUUUAAUGAGCAAAGAAUUAGAGAUUAUUCGUAAAUACCAAAAAGGAGAGCAAAGCAGUAAGUAA
Messenger RNA from Trichomonas vaginalis G3, 543 nucleotides. RefSeq lists its product as uncharacterized. Lineage: Eukaryota; Parabasalia; Trichomonadida; Trichomonadidae. The transcript has a single exon. The coding region runs from base 1 to 543 and encodes 180 amino acids. The record is from RefSeq and is a predicted model, not a curated record.